Messenger RNA from Balaenoptera ricei (Rice's whale), 1244 nucleotides. It is a transcript of the gene LIMD2, whose product is annotated as LIM domain containing 2. Gene Ontology annotation, cellular component: actin cytoskeleton; plasma membrane. Gene Ontology annotation, biological process: actin filament bundle assembly. Gene Ontology annotation, molecular function: actin filament binding. NCBI's taxonomy places the organism in Eukaryota, Metazoa, Chordata, Mammalia, Artiodactyla, Balaenopteridae. The transcript has 5 exons. The record is from RefSeq and is a predicted model, not a curated record. The coding region runs from base 60 to 1142 and encodes 360 amino acids.
UACUUGAACGAGUCACUUUGAAUCAUCAGGCCUCGCUCCCUGUGUCAAAUGAGGUUUGGAUGAACCCAGGUUUGCUUGUUCGAAGGAUGGAGAUCUCUUUCCCUGAACGGGGUGCCGGCAGGGGCUGGGAGCGGGGGGGUGACGAAGCCCUCAAAACCCCUCCACAGAAGCGCUUUAGGACGGCAGCCUCUGGGCACCACAGCCGCAGGCUCCCUGUUUCCCUCUCUCCGGGGCGCCAAGGGCUGGUGGCCGAAGCUGACCGAACACGGAGACCCCAGGGCCCUCCUGCGGCGCGGGCCGGGCCUCGCAGCCUCGCGUGGCCGGACCGCGUGCCCGGCCGCCCCUGCCAUCUUCCUCUGCGGCCGUGCGGGCGCGCGAGGCGCCCCUGGCGGCGGGAGGACUCGGCGCCCGAGGGGGCGUGGGAGCCGCACGGGGACGCUGGGCGGGCCUCCGGGGCGGCCCCCGCGGGUCCUUCGUGCCGCAGGGCCCACGGAGCGGGGAAAUGGAGGCAGCGAAAGGCCCAGGCGCGCCGGGUUAUCUUUUCCGCCGCGAGGGCCUCGUCGGGAGCGCCAUUUGUCCCGCGACCCCAGUCAUCUCCACCUGGACUCGCCCCUGCCCCGAGGCCUGCGGCGCGGGUCCUCCAGCUCCGGUCCCUGCCUCUGUCCGGAGCGGGCCGACGGGGCGGCCGGUUUCGCGAGGACGAACCCAGCGGGUGCCGCGGCUCCACACGGGGCCUCCAUCGCCGCCAACGAGCCAUGUUCCAGGCUGCAGGAGCCACCCAGGCCACCCCCUCCCACGAAGCCAAAGGUGGCAGUGGCAGCAGCGCGGUUCAGCGCUCCAAGUCCUUCAGCCUUCGCGCCCAGGUGAAGGAGACCUGCUCUGCCUGCCAGAAGACCGUGUACCCCAUGGAGCGGCUGGUGGCCGACAAGCUCAUUUUCCACAACUCUUGCUUCUGCUGCAAGCACUGCCACACCAAGCUCAGCCUGGGCAGCUACGCGGCGCUGCACGGGGAAUUUUACUGCAAACCCCACUUUCAGCAGCUGUUUAAGAGCAAAGGCAACUACGACGAAGGCUUCGGCCGGAAGCAGCACAAGGAGCUCUGGGCCCACAAGGAGGUGGACCCCGGCACCGAGACAGCCUGAGGCCCCUCUCACCGUCCACUCUCUCCUCCCUCUGUCGAGGGCCUGGAGCAGGCAGGGGGCAGGGUGGGAGAGAGGUUGGACCGGGCCCUGGUGGGGGCAGGG